Aspergillus calidoustus is the source of this 1254-nucleotide messenger RNA. NCBI's taxonomy places the organism in Eukaryota, Fungi, Ascomycota, Eurotiomycetes, Eurotiales, Aspergillaceae. The record is from the annotation of a GenBank genome assembly.
AUGGCGUCAGCGCGCGGUCCACGCUGGCAGCAGUUCUUGCAAGAGCUGGUAAUGGUUGCGGGCACAUCUGCCUCCGCAUAUUUCCUCAUCCGCUAUCUCCUAUCUCGCCUCGACUUUGACCCUGAGAGCCAAAAGAAGGAAGAACAAAAAAGCAAAUCGGCCGCAAUCCUACGAAAACUCGACGGGGGCGAUGGUUCUGAAGAUGCUACAUCAGGCAAAGGAGGGAGGCAAUCCCGGCCGAAACGAGGAGACCUUGUCCUCAACCAGUAUGAACAGGCGAUUGCAAUGGACGUUGUUGCUCCCGACGACAUCCAUGUCUCAUUCGAGGAUAUCGGUGGCUUGGACGACAUCAUUGAAGAGCUUAAGGAGUCUGUGAUCUAUCCUCUGACGAUGCCCCACCUCUAUUCAUCCACAUCAUCACUUCUUACAGCACCCUCUGGGGUCUUGCUAUAUGGCCCGCCCGGUUGCGGCAAAACUAUGCUUGCAAAAGCGCUUGCUCACGAGAGUGGCGCUUGCUUCAUCAACCUUCACAUAUCGACUUUGACGGAGAAGUGGUACGGUGAUUCAAAUAAGCUGGUCAAUGCCGUAUUCUCCUUGGCCAGGAAGCUCCAACCCUCGAUUGUCUUCAUUGAUGAGAUAGACGCAGUGCUUGGGACCAGGCGGAGUGGCGAACACGAGGCCAGCGGUAUGGUCAAAGCGGAGUUCAUGACACAUUGGGACGGAUUGACGUCGGCAAACUCUCUCGGUGAGCCCCAACGAGUUGUCGUCUUGGGAGCCACGAAUCGGCUGCCAGACAUCGAUGAGGCCAUCCUCCGGCGCAUGCCCAAGAAGUUCCCCGUUACUCUACCAUCUUCAACCCAACGGCUUCGAAUCCUGGGUCUUGUACUCAAAGACACAAAGAUUGAUCGUCAAAACUUCGAUCCGCAUUACCUGGUCAAGGUGAUGGCGGGAAUGUCUGGCAGCGAUAUCAAGGAAGCUUGCCGCGAUGCUGCCAUGGUUCCAGUCCGAGAAUUGAUCCGACUUAAGACAGCGCGGGGCGCUGCAAUCAGUGCAGUUGACCCGGAUGAGGUCCGUGGCCUUCGUACAGAGGACUUCUUUUCUCGUGCCGGUGGUGUUCGCGUUCUUGAACCUCCCACACAGCGCCGAGCAAAUGCAAGCAAAACCGAAUCUGAAAAGGAGUGGAGUACAGAAGACGAAGCGGCUCCUGAAGGCGACGCGAAUGCGUCCAGCAAAAUGACAGAGCCACCCAUAUGA